UUGAAUUCGGGCCCAAAGAGGGUGAUUGGUGGCGCCAUCAACCACAAUUUUAGUAAUUAAUUUGUCAAUAGAGCUUUGUCAUUAGAAAGUUAUUAGAAUAAUUUCAAUAAUUUCCUGAAAAUGUCUACGAACCAACAAAAAGCACAGCAACUUAUUGCUGAAGCAGAAAAGAAAGUUUCAUCCAGAGGAUUCUUUGGAUCGUUAUUUGGUGGUUCCACUCGUAUCGAAGAUGCAGUGGAAUGUUAUCAAAGAGCAGCAAACCUUUUCAAAAUGGCAAAAAGUUGGGAUUCAGCAGGAAGUGCUUUUUGUGAAGCAGCAAACCUUCACUUACGAAGUGGUGCUAGACAUGAUGCAGCUACAAACUAUGUUGAUGCUGCAAACUGUUAUAAGAAAGCAGAUAUAAAUGAGGCAGUCAACUGUUUGUUGAAGGCCAUAGAGAUAUACACUGACAUGGGUAGGUUUACCAUGGCAGCAAAACAUCAUCAGACCAUUGCUGAAAUCUAUGAGACUGAUGCUGUUGACCUAGAAAGGGCAGUACAGCACUAUGAACAAGCUGCUGAUUAUUUCAGAGGGGAGGAAAGUAACUCCUCUGCUAAUAAAUGCCUUCUGAAAGUUGCCCAGUAUGCAGCUCAACUUGAAAAUUAUGACAAAGCAAUACAAAUCUACCAAGAUGUAGCUUCCUCAGCUUUAGAAAGUUCUCUCUUGAAAUACAGCGCCAAAGAAUAUCUCUUUAGGGCUGCCUUAUGCCACUUAUGUGUUGAUGUAUUGAAUGCCCAGCAUGCUUUAGAACGUUAUAUCCAAAUGUAUCCUGCUUUUCAAGAUUCUCGUGAGUACAAGCUUGUGACAACCCUGAUAGAGCAUAUUGAAGAACAAAAUGUUGAGGGAUAUACUGAUGCAGUGAAAGAAUAUGAUUCUAUUUCUCGUUUAGAUCAGUGGUAUACUACAGUUAUGUUACGUAUUAAGAAGCAACUAAAUGAAAGCCCAGACUUGCGCUGAGUGCCAUUUAGGUAUUUAUGCUUGUUUGUAAUGCUAAACUGUUGGAAACAUUCACAUCUUGUAUUAUAUAUCUACUAAUAAUUCAGUUAAUUGUUCAAUAUGCUCCAAAAUAUAAGAAUUCUGAAUGUUCUUUUGGUGAUAUAUCAAGACUUGAUAAAGGUGACAAGUCUAAUUUCCACAAAUUGACAGAAUAAGACUCCUGUCUUUUUUAUUGAGUAAUUAUCAAUUACUCACUUCUGAGUUGUCAGUUCACUGGCCUUUUUGUUUCCAGAUGUGAUAAUUUUUUAUUUUGUGUAUAUUUUUUUGUUAAUAUUUGAGUUGGAUAAAUAUAUUUAUUUUCUAUUUAUGAGUAUGUUGGAGAUUCCAUAGGAUAUACAGUGUGUCUCACUUCUAAUGGAAGCACCCCUGUAUCUUUAGUAAUUGUUGAGUUAGGAUUCUGAAAUUUGAAGCAGCAGAUAUACCAAAAAUACACACUAUGACCAAGUGGGGUCAUCUUCAGUGAUAUACACUGCUCCCCAACAGAAAUGGAGCCACCCACAAAAUGAUUUGAAAAUUACUUCAAGCCACUAACUACCGUUAAAUUCUGUUUCACUUUUCAUGGAAGCAUCCCCAUAUAUUAUGUAGUUAUUGAGGUAGGAUUCUGAAGUUUGCUGGAGCAAG
Messenger RNA from Phaedon cochleariae (mustard beetle), 1656 nucleotides. The record is from the annotation of a GenBank genome assembly. Lineage: Eukaryota; Metazoa; Arthropoda; Insecta; Coleoptera; Chrysomelidae.